Molecule: messenger RNA, 1224 nt
Organism: Clonostachys rhizophaga
Lineage: Eukaryota; Fungi; Ascomycota; Sordariomycetes; Hypocreales; Bionectriaceae
Source: the annotation of a GenBank genome assembly
AUGAAUCGGCGAAAGACUACGUCCGUACUAGAUGGUGCUUUGCAACGUUCGCAACGAAUCAAGAUCAUGGAUCGAAAUGAGCCUGCGAAUGAUGGGCAAAGUGAUGGUCUGAGCGAGUCUCGAAGCUACCGGUCAUACGAUGGCGAACCCACGAUACGUUAUAAUGUGGAAUGGAAAUUGUUCGUGAAGAAUAGGGGACAGGCUGGCGAGUCGGAGCUUGACAUUGUGAUAUCGCCGCACAAAUUCUGGAAACACGUCCUCCUACCGAAGAUGAUGGAAGCGAGUGCCAACAAGCCAUGGGCCGAGGACGCCACAAAGCUUAUCCUUUCCGUGACCGAUCGUAGGACGAGCAAGAUAACAAAACGAUUUCCCAAACUGAACGUGGACUGGCGUUUUGUUGGGAAACAACUUCAGGAAUGGAGUCACUUCAUCAACGAUGGCAAGAGGAUAACCGCCACCAUCACAUUCUACUAUCAACAUGUAGAAAGCAAUAGCACGUCUGGCAGGGGAGGGGCAACAGCCAAUCAAGAAGCAGACUUGGAGGCUAGAACGUCUAUUUUAGGUCGAGGGAAAUGUAUCAGGCAGGCAUAUGCUCUUAUGCGUUGCCCGGGGCCACCAUGUACAGAGGGGGAUCACUGCUGGCAGUACGAAGGGCGACAUUACCCACUUCGACCUCAUCACGUAAGGAUGUUGGCCGACCAUAUGCAAGCUGGAAGGACUCUAAAUGGGCAUGACGACGUCCCUGAUGAUUUCCGUCGGUUGGUUCUCGAUGACCAACGCGAGCGGGAAGAAAGGGAACGGAAGGAGCAAAGUCGUAAGCGCAGGCGGCGGAAUUCAGACGAUGCUCCCAGUAUGCUGACUGGCCAUUGCUACUAUUGUGCAACUGGAGGACGUGGUACAGAAUCGGCCGCUCCUUUAACCCCCGCGAUGGUUUUCCCAACGUUCCCACUAACAGAGUCUGAACUGCCCAAAGAAGACGAGGUGAAUGCGUACAGCGUAUGGCAACGGUCACUGGUGAGGAAUGAGGAACGAAAAGAGCAGUACAGAUUAGCUGAGGAGUUGACCUUGGAGCGUUGUUUUGAUCUUGAUAUGCUUGCUAGCAACCAAGAAAGGAUAUACCGGCUCUACGUACGCCAUGGCAUAGCUGAAGGCAUCGCGUGGCGCUACAUCAGUGACAUUAGAUCGUAUUUGGAUCAACGCAAAGGGGCAGAGCCCAUCUCAUAG